Molecule: messenger RNA, 2361 nt
Organism: Perca flavescens (yellow perch)
Lineage: Eukaryota; Metazoa; Chordata; Actinopteri; Perciformes; Percidae
Gene: tpd52
Product: tumor protein D52
Exons: 6
Coding region: 618-1163 (181 amino acids)
Biological process (GO): B cell differentiation
Cellular component (GO): cytoplasm
Source: RefSeq, a predicted model, not a curated record
CACACACACACACCAUGUGACCAGCCCACACAAAUGGGACCUCUUUUAUUUCCUCCUUGGAUAAGCUUGACGACAGAAAGUGAGGGAGGGAAUUGACAGAGAGACCUGAGAGUAUUGAAACCAGAGUGUCACGCAGUAUCACUGCAGCACUUACAGUGGCUAGCAUCUGAAAACAACGCUGAUUGUGCAAAUGGAUGUCUGAAGGAUGGUUUGAGAAUUGACCUUUGGGAUUACGGAGAGGAAGAGGGAGAGGGUGUGUGUGUGUGGAGAGAGAGAGAGAGAGUGUGUAAAAGCUGCCUGAAAGGACAGGUAACUUAUUAACAGCAAGGAAGGAGCAGAGGGUAUACAACGCCUUGGCCUGCUGCAGAAACAGAAAAUGGAAUCCUGCUUCACUGUACUCUCACUUUAACCACCUGAAAGCCAAUACAAAACCUCCUCCCACGUACACACACACUUGGAUAUUGUGUCCCGCUGUCGCACAUGCCACAAGAGUCCAGGACGCUGUAAACAAGGAGACACAGAGCCAACACGCGCCUGGAUCACAUGCAGACAAUCAAUCAGCACUCGGCUUGGCUUUGCUUAGGUAGUGGUAGACAAACACACUCCAAGCUGUAAACAUGGAGCCCCUGGAGGAAUACCACUCUCCGUUUGACUUUGAACAAGGAGUCAACGCCAGCUACCUCUACCUUUCCCCGGCCUACAGUGACACGCCGCCCAGCUCGCCAGCUGUUAAAACCAGAGGACUGUGUCAUCCGGACUCAGUCCCAGAGGUGGGAGAAGAUGCCGCAACGUCUGUGGGUCCCUCUUCUGCUACCCCCGCCAUGACAGAGGAGGAGCGGCAGGAGCUACAAGAAGAGUUGGUCAAGGUUGAGGAUGAGAUCCUGACUCUGUCCCAGGUGUUGGCAGCCAAGGAGAAGCAGUUGGCGGACAUUAAGAGGAAGCUGGGCAUCACACCUCUCAAUGAGCUGAAACAGAACUUCACCAAAACCUGGCAGGAGGUCACCACCUCCACAGCCUAUAGGAGGACGUCUGAAACACUGUCUCAGGCCAGUCUGAAGGCCACAGCAGCGUUCACCAAUGUGGGCUCAGCCAUCACCAGGAAGCUUGAGGAUGUCAGCAUGCGCUCAUUACAACAUUCAGCUAGUAUGCCUGUCAUGAGGUAAGGGGGAAGUUUGUGUUAAAGUGACUGGCACACAGUGGUGCCCUCUGAGCUACACGUGUUGAAUAAAAUAUGAGAGAGGUAAAUGCUGCACAGUGUGUUUGUUCUACACAGAAAAGAGAAACUUGUUUGGCUUUAGUUCUGCAUUUUCAUGUUAUGGAUUGUAUAAAAAGGUCUCAAGUGUGCACCAUGAGGUUGCCAAAGAGCGGCCGCCGCUAAGAGCUACUUUGCAGCUUUUACAAUCUUGCUAGACAGACCUCUGUUUCGUCAAGCUGAUGGAGGUCUAGCAAAACUCUUGAAAAACAUGGAGAUAAAAUGCACCUUUUGAAACCAGAGGCAGUAACGGUUAGCUGUGAAUUUGGAAACACCCGCAUUCAGAAACAUAAAAAUACGUUCUGUCCAGUAUACUUUAUUGGUAUAAUCACAAAUCACUGUCUCUCCACCAAUUUUUAACCACAUUUGUGCUCAAUUUCUCCAGGUCUUAGGGAGUUUGAUGAGAUGCAGGUCUGGAUGUGUGAAAUUAAAGGGGCAAUUAUUUUCAUCAAUGAAUCUGUGGAUUAUUAACUCAUAAAAUGUUUUCUAGAAUUUAAGGGGAUGUCUUCAAAUUGCUUUUGUCCAAUCAACAAUCCAAAACACCAAUGAGAUGUACUUCACUGUCAUAGAAGACUAAAACUAAAACAAUUAAUUGAUAAUCCAUAUAGUUGAUGUUGUUACAGCUCUAUUUGAAAUUCAAACAUAAAAUGUAUUCCAUUAAUGUAAACCAUUCUAACCUAUUUCCAAAAAACACACUCCUCUGUGUUUCUGCAGCUCUCUGUGAGUCAGUUUUUCAUUAGUCUGCCUAGAUGUAUUCAAAGUUGUAUAAAUCAAACACACCUUUUCUAAAUGUUACAGGUUGAUAUUUUAGAGGAAAAUGUUGACUGUUACCUCUUCUCAUCUAGUUCAUCCGGCACUCUUAGUUAUGUUUUCAUGAAAAUCAACACCUCUUAGCACCUUUUCAGAAGAACAGAAUAGAAUGGGGUCACUUUAAAAUCCUGCAUUGUCUCUGAGUAUCAUUUAACAUGACCUUUUAAAGGUGUGACUACAGUCACAUCCUGCUCCUUCUUCCUUACUUUCCCAAACGUAUAGGGUGUAUACUGUAAGCAUGUCAGAUAAAGUCAAACACUGUCGGUCAGUAUGUGAUUUUGUUGUUUUAUGUCUCUUUC